AUGGCGGCGGCCGGCGGCAUGCGGCCCCGCCCGACGGCAAGAGGGGGCUGGUUACGCGUCCACGUCGUCGGGUCCGCUCCCGGCGAUGACGACAAGGCCAUGCACCGCACGUAUGGUCGUGGCGCAAGCAGGCUAGCUGAGUGGAUGAUCCGGCCCGGGCGCCCGUGCGGCGUCCAAGCUGGCGCAACCCCUUCCAAUCAAAGGGCGUCCUCCGUCGGGCCGCCUCUCCACUGCUACUCCUCGCCAUUCGAGCCGUGGGUGAGCGCCGCCGUCCCACCGCCUUUCUCGCGCGCGCGCCGGCUCUACCCCCGCUUGGCCCCCUCGCCUCCCCGCCUCGCGCCGCCGCCGGCCUCGACGCGGUCGUCGCCGCGCAUCGUCAUCCUCGACAGAGCAGUAGCAGUCACCGGGGCUCCGCACUUCGCGUUCGCUCGACCUUGCCCCCAGCACGGACCUCCGCAUCAGCGGGAGCGCCGAGGGGGAGGUCGACGAGCUUUGCCGAGGCGCCGCAUCCAGAUCCACGAGCGCUGGGCUGCCACGGCCGUAGCCAUUGUGGCGUCCGUCGCAACUGCCCCGGCCAACCAGCGUCGUCGCGCAAGCGAGGCCGAGCUCUCCGACCUGGCAUCCGCCACGCGCGGCGCCCGCGGCCUCCUUCUUGGUUGCGUUGCGGAAGAAGGCGUUGAAGGAGCAGGCCACGGCAAGGUCCCUGGACAGCUUCAGCUUGCUGAUGGAUCAGACGACGGGCGGGUCCGCCCGCUCCUCGUCGCCUCGCCACGGACGCCGGCGCCGGCCACCGAGUUCAUCCCGUCGGCGUCGACGGACCACGCGGGAGUGAAGACCGCAAACCUCUGUAUCGAACGGCCCUGCAACCUCAACCUCAUUCAACACAAGCUCUUCCAAGGAUUGCCUGAGCCUAAGCUGCAAGUGUUGAAAUUUGACAGGAAUCUGCUUAAAAGUCUAUCUUAUGGGAUAAACAGGUGUACCGUGACACAAUCAAGGCCAUAAUUCCAAUUAUAUUUCACAGAAUGGAAGCAACAUGUUCUGCUCAUGGCCAAACAGGUUAGUUCUCACAGGCACAUAGCAAGCUUAUCUUAUACAUUAUAUUUUUAUGCAUAAAUGAAUUUUGUGAUAGUUUCUGCUGAUCAUGUCAAUAUCAUAUUGCGACCUUUUUUUGGCAUUAGUAUACUACUAGAAUUUAUCAACUGCUUUGUGACAGAAUAUAGUGCUAUCCUUCCUAAAAGGUCAGAUAAUCAUAUACCUAUUGAAAAUGCUAACAGUUGUAUUUUUGUUCCAUUACCGAAUAUAAUCGACCUCUUCUACGUGCCAAUCACAGAGAUUAGCAAAUUUUAACUGACUUAUGAUCAGAUCUUUUUUUUGGGCCAUUUAUGAUCAUAGUUUCAGUCAUUCGCCUCUUAUCUUUUCAUUUGCAAACUCUUAAAAUUACAACUGUGGGGAUAAUGCCUUUCCAUAUGUGAGGUUUGUAAAACCUAUUUCAACAAUGCUCUUUCAAUGAUACCAUACUGUAAGAUAAGUGGAUCUUCACCAAACAACAAUGCUAAUAAGGUAAUUUCUCUUUCCGAUUGUUGUCUAGCUCAUCCUCUAGCUGCUGCUAUUCCAAUAAAGUUCGAUAGUAAUAGUGUAGAACAAGAAUAAACUUAAUACCAGGUAAAGAAAAACACGUCAAUUUUCGUUCAGAUUAUGAAUCCUCAUAAACAUUCCCUCUUCAUCGAUUGUAGUAUCAUGCAAAUUUGUAAUAUUUAGUUGCUUCAAUAGAUUAAUUUAUAUGGCGUACUAAACCUCAGGUUAAGUGACAAAUUUUGUACUAAUAACAUGCAGAAUGUCAUACUGAAAUUUCUUUGGCAGAUACAGCUUAGUCCCUCUUGUUUGUAAUACCUGAAGAAGACUCCAACUUAUCUCCUAUUUCUAUGUCUCUACUUAUGUAUGUUUACAAAACUAUGAGCUUGUAUAUAACUAGAUAUCUACAUCUGAACUCGCCGGCCUAUGAAAAUAUUAUUCAUAUUAUUAAAUUGUACUACCCUAUCAUUA
This is a messenger RNA of Panicum virgatum (switchgrass), 2043 nucleotides long. RefSeq lists its product as uncharacterized. The record is from RefSeq and is a predicted model, not a curated record. The coding region runs from base 1 to 1002 and encodes 333 amino acids. The transcript has 5 exons. Lineage: Eukaryota; Viridiplantae; Streptophyta; Magnoliopsida; Poales; Poaceae.